GUCACUGCGCAGGCGCGUCCGGAGCGUGCGGCGUCCCGAGCUGCGGGCAGCAGGCAGCGCGGGGGUCUGCGGCCUGUGUCCUCCUCGCCUUCCCGCCGCCUCGCCGUCCCGCCGCCCGCCGGCCAUGGAGCCCCAGGUGCUGACGCCGCACGUCUACUGGGCGCAGCGCCAUCGCGAGCUGUAUCUGCGCGUGGAGCUGAGCGACGUGCAGAAUCCGGCCAUCAGCAUCUCGGAAAAUGUGCUACAUUUCAAAGCACAGGGACAUGGCGCCAAAGGGGACAACGUCUAUGAAUUUCACCUGGAGUUCCUGGACCUCGUGAAGCCAGAGCCGGUGUACAAGCUGACCCAGAGGCAGGUCAACAUCACGGUGCGGAAGAAGGUCAGCCAGUGGUGGGAGCGGCUCACCAGGCAGGAGAAGCGCCCGCUCUUCCUGGCGCCCGACUUCGAUCGCUGGCUGGACGAGUCUGACGCAGAGAUGGAGCUCAGAGCCAAGGAAGAAGAGCGCCUCAACAAACUCAGACUGGAGAACGAAGGCUCCCCGGAAACUCUCGCCAGCCUGAGGAAAGGCUACCUGUUCAUGUACAACCUGGUGCAGUUCCUGGGCUUCUCCUGGAUGUUCGUCAAUAUGACCGUGCGCUUCUGCAUCCUGGGCAAAGAGUCCUUCUAUGACACCUUCCACUCCACGGCCGACAUGAUGUACUUCUGCCAGAUGCUGUCCGUGGUGGAGACCAUCAACGCGGCCAUCGGUGUCACCAGCUCCCCGCUGAUCCCCUCUCUAUUCCAGAUGCUGGGGAGGAACUUCAUCUUGUUCAUCGUCCUGGGCGCAGCGGAGGAGAUGCAGAGCAAGGCCGUGGUCUUCUUUGUCUUCUACACGUGGAGUUCCAUCGAGAUCUUCAGGUACCCCUUCUACAUGCUGUGCUGCCUGGACAUGGACUGGAAGGUGGUCACGUGGCUCCGCUACACCAUGUGGAUCCCCCUGUACCCGCUGGGCUGCUUGGCAGAAGCCGUCUCGGUGAUCCAGUCCAUCCCCGUGUUCAACGAAUCCGGGAGGUUCAGCUUCACACUGCCGGCCCCGGUCAAGCUCAACGUCAGAUUCUCCUUCUUCCUUCAGGUGUAUCUCAUCCUGCUCUUCCUGGUUGGGCUGGGGAGGCUGCGCAGUGGCCGAAGGCGUGUGCCAGGACCUGGGUUCCAUCGCCGGCCCUGCUGGAGGAGAAGAGAGAGGUCGUGGGGACUCUUGCCAAAGGGCUCUAUGUAAACUUCCGUCACCUUUACAAGCAACGUAGGCGACGCUACGGGCAGAGAAAGAAAAAGCUGCAUUAGCGACCAUGCCCCUCUCUAUACCCCCCCAGUUUGAACCUCCCCUGCGACUUCUCACGGUUUCACCCAUUGUACUGACGUGGCGUUCAGUGUUGAGUGCUUUGGUCCCGGCAGCCGCCAGCCGCUCUGCACCCUCCGCGGAGCCCUGCAUGACACGGCGCCCCGCCCUGGCACAGGCUCCCGAAGGCCUGGUGCGGCCCCCCACCUGCGGCCCCCCACCCCGUCCCAUCACACGGGGCUCUGUCCCGUCCAGCUGUUGCUUGUCAAGUAGAAGGCGAGGCUGCUGUUCCGGGGGGUUAGCAGAAGUGCCUCAGCUGGUGUGACUCCAUCCAGUGCCGGGGCCCCUGCUGGGGAGGUGGGCUCUGGUUUCCCUUCAGUCUUCCGUCGCUGCCGGUGGGACUGGUGGGGCUGGGGCUGUGCACGGAACGCAGACGCCUUUCUAGGCCGCAGGCAGCGACAGCUCUGGCCGGUUAUGGUUAGUCGGGGCAGGAUGC
This is a messenger RNA of Erinaceus europaeus (western European hedgehog), 1811 nucleotides long. It is a transcript of the gene HACD3, whose product is annotated as 3-hydroxyacyl-CoA dehydratase 3. Bases 125 to 1255 code for a protein of 376 amino acids. The record is from RefSeq and is a predicted model, not a curated record. The transcript is spliced from 12 exons. Lineage: Eukaryota; Metazoa; Chordata; Mammalia; Eulipotyphla; Erinaceidae. Gene Ontology annotation, molecular function: 3-hydroxyacyl-CoA dehydratase activity. Gene Ontology annotation, cellular component: endoplasmic reticulum membrane. Gene Ontology annotation, biological process: fatty acid elongation; sphingolipid biosynthetic process; very long-chain fatty acid biosynthetic process.